AUGAUUUCUAGUCUAAUACAAGCAGAGAUGCAGCAAAUGGCUGAGAUUAGACUGUUGCACAGCGACAAGCUGCUUCUAUUAUCAAAAGCUUAUGAUGAUUAUCAUGCAAAGAUAAGUAACGGUGCUUUUUUGAUUGGAUGUGUAGAUUAUAGAGGGUGGUGGUUAAAUUGGUUAAGUGAUGGUUCUAUUUUAUUUUGGAGGGAGUACAAGCUCAAAAUGUCUUUCAUGACGAAUGAUUUGGAUGUGAAAUAUGGCGCAGUGAAUCAGAAAGAAGUAGUCGCUAAAAAAAAGAAACGAAGGAAGUCAAAAAGAAGAAUACUCGAAAUUGACUUCACACCUCCACCCGAUAAUUGGUCUCGAUCUGAUUCAAAUGUUUCAUGUAAUGUAAAGGAGAGAAAUUUUACAUCAUCCUCUGACAGUUCUGAUGAUUAUUUGUCGGAUGUUUUCAGUCGACUUGUACCUGUAAUGAGAGAUGUCUUAAUAAACACAGUUUUUUCUAAGCAUGAAGUGGAAAGUCACUUUUUUUACAUCAAAAGAAUAUUUUUGAAACAAAAGUUCACAAAAAUGAUCAUUGUUAUGCUUUCUCAAAAUGAUAAAUGUCAGCUCAAUUUUUUCGAAAUAAAGUUUGUGCACUGUGUUGGUAAUCGCGCAUUUCUCAUUGAAGAAGCUGUUGAUUACUUGAAGGCAUCAGACAUUUCAGUAGAAUGCAAACAGAUGCUUAGCUCAUUAAAUGAUUCACAAUUGCAUAAUCUUUUCGAGCAGUUGAACCUGUUUUAUAUCUCAUAUGAAGGUUCCAAGAUUAUGGUACGAAUGAUUAAUAAACCAUCUUCUUUAUUUCAUUCUAACAGGGCAGUAUCAAGAAAUAUUUUUUUUUCAAAUAUCAAUAAUCAGUCAGCAAAAACUCCUUUCAAUUGCAUCCUGGAUUCUCCUCAUGCUAAACCCCUGUCUUCAAUCACAAAUGAUUUUAUUAAGUUACCACAGCAACAUUUGAAUGGAACAGAAACGAUGAAGCCGGAGCAGGAUGCAUUGUUCACUUCCCAUCGAAAAGUUAAUGGCGUUAUGAUCGGUCAUAAAGAUUCAACGGUGGAGGGACUAUUUAUUCAACAUGAUAGAUUUUAUGAUCAAAAUACCGAACUCAUGGAUGGGAAAUUCAUUUUUCAAAAACCGAAAAUUGAAAUAAUGAAAAGAUGUACGGAGCAGCGAUUAAAAGCAGAAAAAAGAUGUGACGAAAAAUUAUUUUCCAUGUCUUUAAUGUUAAAAAAAGCAUAUAAAGAAAUAUUGGAUCUGCGCUUAGGCAAAGCAAAAGCAUUAGCAAAUAAAAGAAUUGGACAAGCUGAAUUCGCUUUAAUACAUGCUAAUAUAGUAUAUAACAGGGUGGACGAUAAAAUGGUUAGAGCAGAUAUAAGAUAUAUAAUUAAAGAGUGGGAACAAAUACGAAAGGAUUAUAAAGAUUGGCACGCCAAUUUAGACGAAAUUGUUGAUGGUCAAAAAGCUCAGGUUGACUCAAAUUAUAAUUUCGAUGAACUCGCGCUUCUCUCGCCCCCAGAUCAUAUCCCAUGUGCUCCUCAGUUGCCUCCGUAUGCUCUAAAAUAUUUUCAACGACUUGAAUUUGAAUGCAGUUUUAAUGAUUCAUCAUCAGAAGUAUUGCGAUUUUUUGGUGCGCCUGUUGCAUUUGAAAAAGAAAUGACAGGUGGCAGAUUUGGUGCAAUCGGACAACCGGCACCACCACUACAAAGGAAAGUAUUUACAAGAGCACAAAUAGAUGAAUUUGAUGAAAUAGUGGAAAGGACUAUGAAGCAUUUCCAGUCUCACAAUCCUCAUGGAGGUAUUUCAGAUUUAAAGGCAGAACAAAUCAAAAAAGUUGUAAGCGAACUUGACCAACGUCCCUUAGUACAUGGCUUGAGCUCGAAUUUUUCUUCAGUGCUUUCCCAUGUUAAAAGCAGUUCAAUUUCAGUAAUGUACUGCAGCAUAAAGGUAGUCAGACGAAUUACGGAAAUGUCCGAUGUUGGUAAUGAAAAUACCGAUAGUAAGCGGAAUGCAUCUUGUUGGGCAUCAUUACCAGAAACUUCUGCAUCCCAUCGUCCAGUGAAUUCAGAAAACCAAAAAUGCUUAAUCUGUUUCCUAACGUUCGUUGAUAAUGAGAAGUUGAUAGAAUGCCCUUCUUGCUUCAGUUCGUAUCAUCACAGGAUUCUUCAAACAAAUGGUAUUCACUGGAAGGUAAAUAUUGAUAUCAGGAGUUUUAAAUUUAAAUAUCUGGAAGGCUGCGGCAAUCCAGAAACUCGCGCUAGCUUAAAACAACUCUGUGGAACCAAGUGGCUGAAACAAAAUUGUAUUUGUCCGUUCUGCCGUCAGUUGUGGAGUAAUCCAGAUGACUUUCCAUCUUUAUCUAGGAACAAUUUACAACAAAAUGCAUCGUAA
This is a messenger RNA of Thelazia callipaeda (thelaziosis nematode), 2418 nucleotides long. Lineage: Eukaryota; Metazoa; Nematoda; Chromadorea; Rhabditida; Thelaziidae. The record is from the annotation of a GenBank genome assembly.